Messenger RNA from Enterobius vermicularis (human pinworm), 327 nucleotides. NCBI's taxonomy places the organism in Eukaryota, Metazoa, Nematoda, Chromadorea, Rhabditida, Oxyuridae. The record is from the annotation of a GenBank genome assembly.
AUGGAAAGACUACAUUACAUUUGGUACCUUUGUGCACUAAACGCUUUGCUUGGCGCUGUCGGCAAAGAAAUUUAUUCAACGAUGAACAAGCCUAAACGAAUAGAUUUUAGUCGCUGUUUAGCUAACAUUCACGAAGACCUUGACAUACCUUCCGGAGCUAAAUGCAUUAUAGCUGCAGUUGACAACAAUUUACCAGAGGUAAUAGCUGAACAAAACGCGGCUAUUCUGCGCAAAGGUAGCAAAAAAACUAAACCGGCUUAUUUGAAAAUGUAUACAGGCAAUAAUAAGACUUCAAAGCCAGAUUUUAAAACAAGGUAUGUAUUAUAA